AUUUGUUGAACUAGGCCUGUAACCAUACCUUUACUUCGAACUCCGCACCCUUCAAGAGUAUAAAAUCUGGAGCGUCCCACUGUCUGACUUUCGAUCCACCGACUAUCAAUCCUCAUCACCACCAGAUCAAGAUCAAAUCAUCUUUCCAUCUUCACCUCUACCUGCUAAAAGCAAUGGCACCAUUCAAAUCCUCCAUGCUUGCGCUGAUCGCCUUCUCAGGCAUGGCGUUGGCCUUGCCAACCCCGAAUGCUGGGGCCGCUGCUCAAGCCUUUACAAUCAUCUCUGGUGAUGGCAGCGCUUAUCAGGACGAUGUCAACGCUGCGAGCUCGGGAGAUGUGCUUGGCAAACGAGUUGAUGCUACUGAAGCGCUAUUCAAUGGCAACUUCAAUGUCAAGUCCAGCGCCUACCAGGACGACAUUGAGGCUGCUAGUCAGGCCGAUGUGCUUGGCAGGCGAGCCAACACUGUCGAGGCGGUGUUUGAUAACAACUUCAACGGUGUCAAGUCCAGUGCCUACCAGGACGACAUUGAGGCUGCUAGUCAGGCCGAUGUGCUUGGCAGGCGAGCCAACACUGUCGAGGCGGUGUUUGAUAACAACUUCAACGGUGUCAAGUCCAGUGCCUACCAGGACGAAAUUAAGGCUGCAGAUUCAGCAGAAGUGCUUGGUAGACGCGCCGAUGCUGCUGCUGCGGCUGCGGCUGUGUUUGAUAACAAUUUCAACAAAGUCAAAGCCAGCGCCUACGAGGACGACAUUGAGGCUGCAGAUUCAGCGGAGGUUCUUGGUGAGGCUGCAAAGUAGCUGCGCAGUGCCGAUACGACGCUUUACCGGCACUGAGCGUGAUUGGUAUCAGAACGCUCUUCGUGAGAGUAAUAGGCAUAUGGGGCGUCGGGAUAUGGGGCGACAAUCUGAAUCAUAGUGAAGAUGGAAUGAAC
This is a messenger RNA of Alternaria rosae, 931 nucleotides long. RefSeq lists its product as uncharacterized. The transcript is spliced from 2 exons. NCBI's taxonomy places the organism in Eukaryota, Fungi, Ascomycota, Dothideomycetes, Pleosporales, Pleosporaceae. The record is from RefSeq and is a predicted model, not a curated record. Bases 247 to 915 code for a protein of 222 amino acids.